This is a messenger RNA of Penicillium psychrosexuale, 924 nucleotides long. RefSeq lists its product as uncharacterized. Gene Ontology annotation, molecular function: transmembrane transporter activity. Gene Ontology annotation, cellular component: membrane. The transcript is spliced from 3 exons. The record is from RefSeq and is a predicted model, not a curated record. NCBI's taxonomy places the organism in Eukaryota, Fungi, Ascomycota, Eurotiomycetes, Eurotiales, Aspergillaceae. Bases 1 to 924 code for a protein of 307 amino acids.
AUGGCAACAUGGGCUAUAGUCUCGGCUUGCACUGCUCUGACAAAAAGUUACAUUGGCCUUCUCCUUGUCCAAUUCUUUUUAGGCGUCACCGAGGCGCCAUUCUAUCCAGGCGCAUUAUUUCUCCUGUCUGUUUUCUACACGCGCAAGGAGAUCGCUCUCCGUAUCUCCAUCCUAUAUACUGGCAAUAUUGUCGCCACUGCUGUGGCUGGUCUAAUUGCAGCUGCAACUUUUGCGACUCUGGACCAACAUAUGCAUCUCAAAGGAUGGCAUGAUCACCCACUCACAACACGGUGGCUGACUCCGGAAGAGCGCCAACUUGCCCACGACCGGAUUCAAAGGGACACCGUCAACAGCGAGGAGUCUAAGGGCGCUCUCGCCGGCUUGAAGCAAGUCAUGGCCGACCCCCGUAUCUACCUGUUGGCUUUCAUGCAGAAUAUGCACCUAAGUGCCUGUGGUUUCAACAACUUCUUUCCCACUGUCGUUGGAAGUCUCGGCUUUAGCAGCACAAUAACCUUGGUUUUGACAUGCCCUCCAUAUGUGUUCUCCGGCAUCUGCUGCAUCAUCGUUGGUAUCACCUCUGGUCGGUACAAUGAGCGGACAUGGCACAUUACAUUGGCAAUGGGUGUCGCCGUGAUAGGAUUUAUCAUAUCCUGCGUCUCUGCUACACUAGGCCAGACGCCAGAGAAGAAAGCCGCUUCUAUUGGCUUUAUCAACGUUGUGGCUAACGCAUCUUAUAUUUAUACGGCCUACCUCUACCCAAAAAGUGAUGGUCCUCGUUACUUGACUGGAAUAUCGGCGAACACGGCUUUUGGAAUUGCAACUAUUGGGAGUGCUUGGGCUUUGAGGUGCUGGCUGCAAAACACAAAUAAGAAAAUUAGCAGGGGUGCUCUGCCUAAUGCGGGUGAUGUUCUUUAUGCCUAUUGA